CUCUCCAUUGAAUCACUAGCUGAAAUGUUCCUGUGUGUUUACUACUGUAUUUAGUAUUCUGAGCUGAGCACGUUUAUGUCAAGUCCUCUCCUAAAGCAGUUGCUUUUCUAGUAUUUUGCAGAAUCUUUUCAGGAAUUUAACAUGCCUAAAAGAAAGCCGCAGGGAGCUGAUGGGGAUGCAAAAGAGGAGCCUCAGAGGAGAUCUGCACGUUUAUCAGCAAGACCAGCACCUGUCAAGGCUGAACCCAAACCAAAAAAGACAGCAAAGAAAAACAAAGUAGUCAACGACAAGAAGGAGAAAAUGAGCAAGCAGAAAGCCAAGGAGUCCUCAGAGUCUGCUGCCAAUGAGGAGAACCACUCAGAAAAUGGAGAGGCAAAGACCAAUGCGGUUGAGGAGACUGAAGAAAUUGAGGAAGCAAAGUCUGAGUAGCGCCACUGCCUCGCUCCAGCCCUGUUGUCCCCACUGCACACCACUUUUAGUCUCAUGUCAUUGGCCACACCUCCAAGGAAUAUUGUAAACAGAGGAAUAUUUUUAUCAAUGGUUUUAUAAGUAUCAGUACAGAUUUUUAGUACAAAUUAAGGUAAAUCCUGAGAACCAUGCAGAUUUUCAGUGAUUAUAUUGCAUGUCUGCGAGAACACACUAAAAUUCUUUUUAAAUGGCAUUUUAUGGUCGUUAACUUAUUUGAUCUAGAAAAAUCAUACCUGCCUACAAGAGUCCUGUGUUUUCUUAUGUAUUGUGUCCACAUGCUCUGCCUUCCCUUUCCAUACGCUUAGUUUUUUUAAGGUUUACCAAGUGAUUAUAACAUACAUACACUAGGUGGGGGAAAGUUACUUUUUUUAACUCGUCUAUGUGCAGUAAGUUUCCGUGCUUUUCAGUCGUUUGUCCUAGAUAUUUAGUUUUGGUGUAUUAUUCAUUAGAGGAAUAAAAAAAAAAAAAAAAACAUAAUUCAAGCAGGGACAUGAUUUGAGAGUGUUGACAUAUUUCACUUUACUCUGCAGAAAAAUAAAGAUUUUUCUGAAGAUUAAAACAUGGCAGCUUAUUAAAGACCUUGCUGUUUUGUCAUGCAAAAUAUUGUUAAUGGCAGAAUUUUAUUUUAUCUUGUGAUUCCAACAAUUAUCAAGUCUGCCAGUGGCUAUGUUCACUCUGAUGUUCCUUCGCUGCUAAUAAAAAAAAAUAAAAAUCCCCACUUUCACCUCUCGCCUGUUUUUUUUGUUUUGUUUUGUUUUUUGUUUAAUUAUAAUCCAUGAAGCAACACAUUUCCUUAAAAGGAUAGUAUGGGCCCAGAAAUAAUGCAUUUAAUGCAAACUUUCAAACACUCAAACUCUUACUGCCUAUAGAACUUUUAAAACAUUUUGUUCAUGUACAGAUGUGUUUUUAUAUAAGACUUAUUGUAUAUAGGUCAAUAUACUACAAAUAUUCAUGCCAAGUGGUUUUAUGUGAUUUUAGAGUUCCCAAAAUGAAUCUUAAAAAGCUGCAGAUUGCUUUCAAAUUUUGAAACAAAAUCUGCUCCUUUCAUUUCUUGAAAAAAUGUUAAUGGAACUUAAGUGUGUGACGUUUUGUUAUGAAGAAACCUGGCCCUAAAAGCUGUAGAUUUUAUGAAUCUUCUCUUACAUGCAGUGUAAGCAUAAAAGCCCCAUUGGAAAUGUGACAGAGCUGCUCUUUAGCUACCCUUUAAUCUGCUCUUCAUAAAGCUCUGAAGGCUCUCCUGCUUCACCUCUCAAGAGCAGCCUCACAUUAAUAGUGUUAAUAACACUGCUGGCUAAAUGGAUAAAUGCGUUUUACCAGGCUAAUUGACUUGCAGAAGUCUGAAAUCAAUCGGCAUGCCAAAUGCAUCUCUAGCUGCUAGCAUGUUUAAGUAUUGAUUUUGAGUUUUUUUAUUUUUCAUGAUUAAUCGGAGGCAAAUCUAUGCUCUAAUGCCACCCGAGUCAUGGUCUGUUCUCACUGCUAGCAUCAGGCAGGCGGUAUCGCAGCAUCAGGACCCGCACCAGCCGACUACAUGAUAGCUUUUUCCCCCAAGCAAUCAGACUGUUGAACACUUGAUCUAUCAGGAUCAAUAAUUAGCACUGCACUUUAUUAAUCUAUAAUCUCACACUGGACUGUCAACAUAUUCUCCUCAAUAUACUACUUCAUAUAUAUAUAUAUAUAUAUAUAUUUCAUAUACUCCUUACUUAUUGUAUUGUAUAUUGUGUAUUCUAUAUUGUGUGUAUUGUAUAUAAUUAUCGUGUUGUGUAAGUAUGUGUACAUUUGAUAUGUAAAUUGUGUUGUGUAAGUAUGUUGUUUAUUGUAAUUGGUAUAUGUCUCGUCACUGUUAUGACUGCUAUGUUGCUCGGAA
Messenger RNA from Xyrauchen texanus (razorback sucker), 2332 nucleotides. RefSeq names its product high mobility group nucleosome binding domain 6 (gene hmgn6). Gene Ontology annotation, biological process: chromatin organization. The coding region runs from base 142 to 429 and encodes 95 amino acids. NCBI's taxonomy places the organism in Eukaryota, Metazoa, Chordata, Actinopteri, Cypriniformes, Catostomidae. Gene Ontology annotation, molecular function: nucleosomal DNA binding. Gene Ontology annotation, cellular component: nucleus; chromatin. The record is from RefSeq and is a predicted model, not a curated record. The transcript has 6 exons.